AUGGGGAACGCUUGCUGGGAACUCUAUUGCCUGGAACACGGAAUUCAACCCGAUGGUAUGCUACCGCCGCAAAGUUGCUCCAGCGACGAGGGUUUCCAAACUUUUUUUAGCGAAACCGGCGGUGGAAAGUACGUUCCGCGAGCGGUAUUUUUGGACCUUGAGCCUACGGUCAUAGACGAAGUACGAACGGGCACCUACCACCAACUAUUCCACCCCGAGCAACUGAUCUCCGGCAAGGAGGACGCCGCGAACAAUUACGCGAGAGGUCACUACACCUUGGGAAAGGAGAUAAUCGAUUUGGUCCUCGACAGAAUCCGUAAGAUCGCGGACAUGUGCAGCGGUCUGCAGGGUUUCUUGAUCUUCCACGCGUUCGGCGGCGGUACCGGUUCCGGGUUCACGAGUCUGUUAAUGGAGCGUCUCUCGAUGGACUACGGGAAGAAGGCCAAGCUAGAAUUCGCGAUCUAUCCUUCGCCCCAAAUCUCCACCGCGGUCGUCGAACCUUACAACGCAAUUCUAACCACGCACACAACACUGGAGCACUCUGAUUGCGCGUUCCUCGUGGACAACGAGGCGAUUUAUGAUAUUUGCAGACGGAACUUGGACAUCGAACGUCCCACUUACACGAACUUGAACAGACUGAUUGGACAGAUCGUGUCCUCGAUCACAGCGUCGCUGAGAUUCGACGGAGCUUUGAAUGUCGACCUGACCGAGUUUCAGACGAACCUGGUACCCUAUCCAAGGAUACACUUCCCUCUGGCAACGUACGCACCCAUCGUUUCUAUCGAGAAGGCUUAUCACGAACAAUUGACUGUUAUGGAGCUGACGUCCUCGUGCUUCGAACCCGCCAUGCAAAUGGUCAAAUGCAAUCCCCACAGAGGAAAAUAUAUGGCUUGUUGCUUGUUGUAUAGAGGGGACGUGGUGCCCAAGGAUGUUAACGCGUCCAUCGCGACGAUCAAAACAAAGAGGGCUAUUCAGUUUGUCGAUUGGUGUCCCACUGGGUUCAAGGUGGGUAUCAAUUAUCAACCACCUACCGUGGUACCAGGUGGUGAUUUAGCCAAAGUGCAAAGAGCUAUGGCGAUGCUUGCAAACACGACCGCAAUUGCGGAAGCAUGGACGAGAUUAAACAGGAAAUUCGAUCUGAUGUUCGGGAAACGCGCUUUUGUUCACUGGUACGUUGCCGAAAGUAUGGACGAAAGUGAGUUCAACGAAGCGAGGGAAGAUCUGGCCGCUUUGGAAAAAGAUUACGAAGAAGUCGGCAUGGACUCGACCGAUGCUGGGGAAGGGGAAGAUGAAAACUAG
Dufourea novaeangliae is the source of this 1299-nucleotide messenger RNA. Its product is annotated as tubulin alpha-1 chain-like. Gene Ontology annotation, cellular component: microtubule; cytoplasm. Gene Ontology annotation, biological process: mitotic cell cycle; microtubule cytoskeleton organization. Lineage: Eukaryota; Metazoa; Arthropoda; Insecta; Hymenoptera; Halictidae. Gene Ontology annotation, molecular function: structural constituent of cytoskeleton; GTP binding. The coding region runs from base 1 to 1299 and encodes 432 amino acids. The record is from RefSeq and is a predicted model, not a curated record. The transcript has 4 exons.